AAGAAAAAGGGGGGGAAAGGGUCUGUCUUUCCUGAGAUUUCUAGCCGAGGCCAACCUUCUGUCUUGUGCGUGUGCGUCAGGGCUCUCUGGGCGGCAAUGGGGGCUUGAGAGCCUGUCCCCGGCGCCAAGAACGGAGCGCGGUGGCCGCCACCGCCAUCGCCCCGGAGUCCGGCGCCGCCGAAGCGGCCGGCGGGCGGGCGCGGUGCGGCGCAGCGGCUGCGCGGCGGUGCGGGCUUUUCCCAGGCUCCCCGAGGUCGGGUGGCGCCCAGCGCCACCGGCUCGCGGUGGCGGCGUGCGUGCCGGGGGCCUGGGGUGCCGCCGCUUCGCACUCAGCUCGCCCAGCUCCGCGCUUUCGUCUCUGAGGCGGGCGGCUCCGCUGAGCUCCGGCUGGCAGCAUCACCUCCUACCAAUUUAUCCAACUUCUGCUGAGGCUCUGAAAUGCCAACGAUGUCGAGACCUGCACUUGAUGUCAAGGGUGGCACCUCACCUGUGAAGGAGGAUGCCAACCAAGAGAUGAGCUCUCUAGCCUACUCUAACCUGGGGGUGAAAGAUCGCAAAGCAGUAGCCACUCUGCACUACCCCGGGGUAGCCUCGAAUGGAACCAAGGCCAGUGGGGUUCCCACUAGUUCCUCUGGAUCUCCAACUCCAAUAGGCUCUCCUACCACCACCCCUCCCACUAAACCCUCACCCUUCAAUCUGCACCCUGCCCCUCACCUGCUGGCCAGUAUGCAGCUGCAGAAACUUAAUAGCCAGUAUCAUGGAAUGGCUUCAGCCACUCCGGGCCAACCAGGGGAGACAGGGCCCCUGCAAAACUGGGGCUUUGGGGCUCAGAUGGGAGGGACAGGGUCACUCUCUCCUCCUGCUGGUGCCCAGAGUCCUGCUAUCAUUGAUUCGGAUCCAGUGGAUGAGGAGGUGCUGAUGUCACUGGUGGUGGAACUGGGACUGGACCGGGCUAAUGAGCUUCCAGAGCUGUGGCUGGGGCAGAAUGAAUUUGACUUCACUGCAGACUUUCCGUCUGGCUGCUGAUGCCAACUGUCCCUAAACAUGAAGGAAUAAAGCCACCACUUCUGUUGUAAAUAAAAAUAAAAGUUACUUACAGAGAGUUGGACUAA
This is a messenger RNA of Pipistrellus kuhlii (Kuhl's pipistrelle), 1112 nucleotides long. It is a transcript of the gene CITED1, whose product is annotated as Cbp/p300 interacting transactivator with Glu/Asp rich carboxy-terminal domain 1. Gene Ontology annotation, biological process: regulation of DNA-templated transcription; melanocyte differentiation. Gene Ontology annotation, cellular component: nucleus. The coding region runs from base 439 to 1026 and encodes 195 amino acids. The transcript has 3 exons. The record is from RefSeq and is a predicted model, not a curated record. NCBI's taxonomy places the organism in Eukaryota, Metazoa, Chordata, Mammalia, Chiroptera, Vespertilionidae.